Messenger RNA from Phoenix dactylifera (date palm), 1361 nucleotides. The record is from RefSeq and is a predicted model, not a curated record. Lineage: Eukaryota; Viridiplantae; Streptophyta; Magnoliopsida; Arecales; Arecaceae.
CCCCCAAGCCUAUCACAGCAUAGUUGAGAAAGUUUCCCUCAUCCUCCUCUCACCAUGAAGCCUUCUCUCCUACUCUUCCUCCUCUUCUCUUGCUUCCAUCUUUGCUAUUGCGCCCAACGCUAUGAUGCAAUAUUUAGCUUCGGGGACUCCCUUUCUGAUGCUGGAAACCUCAUUGUCAAGAACCCCAGCGUUUAUCUCACUUCCAAGUGGCCUUAUGGCAUGACCUUCUUCCACAAGCCCACAGGCCGAUGUUCGGAUGGACGCUUGUUCAUCGACUUCAUUGCUGAGGCGGUUGGGCUGCCGCUGCCUCCACCAUCUUUGAAGUCUGGCGAGGACUUCCAAAAAGGAGCGAACUUCGCCACCACCGGCGGCACAGUACUUGAGUAUAGCUUCUUCCAGCGAAGAGGUCUUACCAAAUCUAUAUUCACCACCGAUAACCUGAACACCCAGAUCUCGUGGUUUGAGCAGAUGAAGCCUUCCCUUUGCAGCACAACCCAAGGCUGCAAAGACUACGUUGGCAAAUCUCUCUUUGUCGUCGGAGAGUUUGGAGGGAAUGAUUACAAUGCUUUCUUGUUCUCGGGCAAGAGCAUGGCUGAAGUGAGAGCAAACACUCCCACUAUCGUAGAUGGCCUUGCAAAGGGUGUCGAGAGAUUGAUUAGCAACGGGGCUGUGGAUCUGGUGGUGCCGGGAAUCCUGCCCAUAGGAUGCUUCCCUUUGUACCUGCAGCUGUACAAAAGUACUAGCAAAGAUGACUACGAUCAGUUCGGAUGCCUGAAGAAGUACAACAAUGUGGCCUUCUACCACAAUCAAUUGUUAAAGAUCAAACUGCAGCAGCUCCAGCAGAGAUACCCGGGGACGAGGGUCAUCUACGGAGAUUUCUAUAAUGCAGCCAUGCAAUUUGUGACAAAUCCACAAAAAUAUGGAUUUAGCAAUGGGGCCCUGAAAGCUUGCUGUGGGGGAGGUGGCCCUUACAACGUCAAUCUAGACUACAGGUGUGGUCAAAAGGGGUCGAACGUAUGUAAUGAUCCCUCCACAUAUGCGAGUUGGGAUGGCAUUCAUUUUACUGAAGCGGCUAAUCGCUACGUUGCCAACGGUUUGCUGAGAGGUCCCUACGCCAAUCCACCCAUCAUGAGCUAGCUUUGGGGCCAACUGAAGGGGGAAAAUAAGAUGAACAGCUCUCGGAGGAGCAUCCCCUGUUACUAUAUUUUAUUUCUCGCUAUAGGUUUUUUUUUUUCAUUCAUCCACCGAGAAUAUAAUUCAUUUGACCAAUAAUUAAGUUGUAAACUGUUCGGUUCUCAGGAAUGAUGAGGCUUAUGGCCCAUGCCUGCGAAUUAGUAUAUUAAAAUGGUUAUUCUGUACCU